CCUGUGACCUCCCAUGGGUGUGUCAGGCAGGGCUGAUAUUUGAAGGGCUGUGGCCGCAGCGAGCUGCUGCCGCCAGGGCACGGGCGAGUGCGAGAGAUGGCCUCCCGGGAUGCCCCACCGGCCACCAGCUACGCCCCGUCCGACGUGCCCUCUGGGGUGUCGUUCUUCCUCUCCAUGCCCUUCGCCUUCUUCCUGCCCGAGCUGGUAUUUGGGUUCUGGGUCUGGAUCCUGGUAGCCGCCACCCAGGUAGCAAACCCGUUACUGCAAGGAUGGGUGAUAUACGUCUCGCUUACCUCGUUCCUCAUCUCCCUCAUGCUCCUGUUGUCUUACUUGUUUGGAUUUUACAAAAAGUAUGACUCCUGGACAGUCCUGGACAGCCUGUACCACGGGACCACCAGCAUCCUGUACAUGAGCGCUGCUGUCUUGCAGGCACACGCCACCAUCAUUUCUGAGUCCCAGGACCUGCGCAAUUACUACAUCAACGUCGCAGCCUCGGUGAGCCAGCCCUGCCACUGCUGGGCGGGAACACUGGAGGCCGCCAUUGCUGGAGAGCACCGCUGA
Molecule: messenger RNA, 561 nt
Organism: Trichechus manatus latirostris (Florida manatee)
Lineage: Eukaryota; Metazoa; Chordata; Mammalia; Sirenia; Trichechidae
Gene: MALL
Product: mal, T cell differentiation protein like
Exons: 3
Coding region: 97-561 (154 amino acids)
Biological process (GO): myelination
Cellular component (GO): membrane
Molecular function (GO): structural constituent of myelin sheath
Source: RefSeq, a predicted model, not a curated record